Molecule: messenger RNA, 447 nt
Organism: Metarhizium robertsii ARSEF 23
Lineage: Eukaryota; Fungi; Ascomycota; Sordariomycetes; Hypocreales; Clavicipitaceae
Exons: 1
Coding region: 1-447 (148 amino acids)
Source: RefSeq, a predicted model, not a curated record
AUGGCAGGCUCCACCAGUCAACCUCAGUCUAACAGCUCGCAAAUUUUCCAAGUUUGCGCUACCGCAAUCGUUCAAAGCCAAACGCAAAUGCAGCAGUCGCGAUUGUACGCAGAAUCUCAACGCCAACUCGCAGAAUCACACAAAAAAGAGGCAGCCUCGCUUCGCUCAGAGCUGCAGCAGCUACGUAGCGCUAUUUUUUACGUGCAAAGAGAGAGAGAUGGAGAAAACAGCAAAUGCACCAUUCUGCAAGAGCUGAUUGACACUCAGCGCUGUAUCAUUCGAGACUAUGAACGACAGCGCCAGGGUCAGAUAUCCAGCCACCUGCAAGAGCCAAUGAACUAUGAGUCAAAUCUUCAACAAUUCACCCAUGUCCCUGUCACUCAGGAUAACCCUGUUGAGACUGGUGGAGGCGAGCCAGGGGGCCUGCAUGUGGGCCAAAUGGAGUAA